Molecule: messenger RNA, 315 nt
Organism: Protopolystoma xenopodis
Lineage: Eukaryota; Metazoa; Platyhelminthes; Monogenea; Polystomatidea; Polystomatidae
Source: the annotation of a GenBank genome assembly
AUGACUGGUAAUCUGCUCUCGGAGACCGGCCGAGUGGAGACAUUCAACUCGACCUGGCUGCAGGUCUGUCGCUACGACGUGGUCAGUCGACCGGAUCAGUCAGCUCGGCCCGACGCCAUCGGAUCUUUCCCGUCCGAGAAUGGUCAAGACAGCGGCCAGUUGGUGGUGCGCUGGGCCGGAGCCGAUUAUCCCUACGAAUGGGAGUUUCGUGACGCCGAAAGCCUGAUUCGAUUGGUCGACUGUCUGGCUGGCCCGGCCAAUGCGACGCAGUGCCUGAAGGCGGUAACUCGAGAGACGGCGGUAAGGCGGACGUGA